AUGGCUACCACCGCUGUGGCACUGGCGGCCAUCAGCGCUGGCGCCUGGCAGCCGUGGCUGGCAGCCGUCCUGGCGUUGCUGUUCCUCUUAAGCCUGCCCAAAUGCUGGCGCUUGCAACGGCGUUGCGAGGAGGAACGGAGGUGUUUGAAGGUGGCUGAAGCACAGUUCAGCAGACAGCAAGCGCAACGAGAGAAGUUGGCUGCCCAGCUCAAAGUCGCUGGAGCCCGCGUGGCGAAGCAGGGAGCUGCGAUUGCCAAAGAGAUCGCUUACCAAAGGGCUGAGGCCUCGCCCGCCGCCGCAGAGCAGGCAGCAGCGGUGCAGCUGAGGGCUGAAGCGGAGGAGCUGCAGCGACUGGCGGAGGUGCUACUGCUGUGCAUCACUUGGUCCAUGGACUGGCGCGACGACGGCGACGAUGGCCUCAUCACGGCCUCGCAGAUGGCGCGCGCGGACUACCAUACCGCUUUUGCCGAAGCGCUUGCACCAGGCGGUGCCGCCUUGGUGAACCGGAGCCUUCGCCAAUGGGCCGGUGAUCGAUUCGGAGGAGGAAAGAUGUUCUUGUGGAACGUGAAAGACUCAUUUGACCCACCUCGACUGGAUGGCACGGCAUGGACGUUUGACAAUGAUUCCAAGAUUUUCCCAGUGAACCGACCUUUGCUGACCAAAACACACAAGAUUCAUGUUUUUGAAAGUUUUGCAGGUGCCUAUGCAGGGUGGAAACAUGCGUGUAGGUUUUUGCAAGACCACUUCAGCAUUCCAUUUCAAACUGUCGGUUUGGAAUUUGACCUGAGUACAUGUGUUGCAUACGCCAUGUCACACAAUGCCUCCAUCAUUGAUCCGAAAACAGCUCAUGCACCGAUUAACCUUGCCAAAGCAGAUGGUGAUUUCAUUAUUCAUGCUAGCUUGGAAGAUGAUGCAUGGGUGCCAAUGGUCAGUGAAUGGGGAGUUCCUCUGAUGAGCAUUUCUUCCCCAUGUCAACCGUACAGCAACGCAUCCAAAGGUUUGGGGCUAGAUUCCGACCAGGGUUGUCUCUUGCCUUCUGCGAUUCUGAGAUGCCGAAUUUUGAGACCAAUUGCGGUAAUGAUUGAACAAGUCAAUGGAUUCAGCACCCAUAGGCAUAAAACACAUUGCCUCCAGGUCCUCAAAGCAGUAGGCUAUAAGCUCAUAUGGCAGAGAACCUUAGAUGCAUCCGAGUUUGGUAGUGUUUCCAGGUUAAGAUGGCUUGCACUGGCAGUUCACCGAAAUUCCCAAGAAAUUGAACCUGUACAGUGUGAAUCGUGGCCGCAGAUUGUACAGCUUUUCCCGCAGAUGUUGGAUGCACUGUUUCCAGAACCCAUUCCACAAAGCAUGCAGCUGACAGUCACUGAGAAAAUGCUAGCCUGUGCCAAGGACACAUGCUUCUUACCGCCUUUCAUGAAGCAUUUGAAGAAUGCAUCAGGACAAGAAGUUUUGCAUGCAAGGAUGGUGAAUGAAAACGGUGUCAUUCCAACAAUCAUGGCGAUGUAUGGCCAGCAACAUGAACUUGACAGAAGCACCCUCGAAAAGAAAGGCUAUUAUGGUCAUUUCUUUGGCAGUUGCGAAGAAAACCUCAGAUUUUUGCACCCGGCAGAAAUCCAAAUGUGCCACAUCACAUAUGGCGAAGCAUUCGUUGAGAAUGAUUUCAAACAAGCAUGGAAAAAUGUCGGAAACAUGAUUUGCUGUCCUCAUGCAACUCUGUUGCUCACCAAUGCCCUUAACUUGCUCAAGAUUGUUGAUAAGAAGUUGUCCAUGCAUGAGGUUUUUGAUGCGCUCUUUCAGAACAGGUUGAAAGCAUCUGAGUGCCGAGUUGUGACCGGAUCCUUUGCAACGAUGUUUGUCCGCAAGGAUGAUAAUUCAUGCGAUUGGGAUCUGCACAUGAGACAUUAUGAUGAAUUCUGCAAAAAUGAAGAGUGUGUAUUUCAAUUGCCUGAAGGAAAAGCAUGGUCACCGAGCAUAGGGUUGUUUAAUAGUGAUUGCAAACCACAGCCAAGUGAAGGAGAGGCGUCACAAAUCUCACAAUGCGCACAGACAGAGGUGGAUGCCAUUUCAGACACUAUGAAAUUCAACCCACUGCUCAGAAUCAAGGUUGAAACAGCAAAGAGGCUCAUGAUCAUGUGGGCUUAUGCGGAUGUUUCUCCACACGAUUUGAGUUGCCAUUUCAAUGGAAAAAUGACACUGGAAGACUCGAUGGACAGUGAGGACGGUUUUGCAUUCAUUUUGAAACAUCAGGUUUCCUUUCAGGAAAUGGAUCAUCCGGAGCAGUUUGCCUCACCGUGCCUCAAGGAAGAUGCGCUUAUUUUCAUCAAGCUUGAAAGAAUUGGCAAAUACCAAGAACAACUUGACAAAUUGAACCUGGAAUCAGUCCGAUUUGACCAAUUUGGUAUUAUUUCGGUUGGCCAGAAAUUGUAUCAUGACACCAUGUUCUUUGAUUUCCGAAUUUCUCAUCAAGAACUGGAUCAAUAUGCUUGCAUGAUUCUGGCUGCAUUUCUGGGAACUCAAAUGUCUUUCCAGUGGAGUGAAAUUGCCAUGCAGUUCAACUUGUCCAUUCAAGGGGAAGAAAUUCAGAGAAAAACACUUGAGCGAUUCUGGACCCAAAUAUUCAGCCAAGCAUCCGCUGAAGCACUGCAGAUCUCUGUGCACGCCAUGCAUUUGCCAAGCAUCACAGAAGUGACGUAUCAGAUGAAGCACCCGUUUCCGCCUGAUGCAUUCGCCUUGCUUCUCGCAGUUGUCACAAACAGAGCGCUCUUGGACACUUUAGUUGAAACAGGGGCGAUCAGAGUGGUUCUGAAAUGGAAAGGAAAGACGCUUUGGGAUGGAACGGUGUCUCAAUCCUUGAAUGUGCAAACACUGAUUGCAUUGUUGCAGAUUGGUUUUUUCCCCAUCCUUCUGGGAAAAAAUAUGCGACUGGUAUACAAGGCCAAGCAAUAUUGUGAUGUCACCAUUGGAGAACUUGCACAAAACAAUGCCAAUCAAAGUGCCAUUUUCCAGUUGGUUGCUGAAUGUUCUGGUGGAACAGGAACGAAAGAGUCUCAAAGGGCGUAUGUAAGAAACUCCCUUGCCGCAACUUUGCUUGAACAAGGUUUUUCCAUUGAUUGGGUUGCGCCAACCACUGAAACAAUCAUGUCCAAGGUUGGCUUGAAGCAGACAACAGCCAUCACACAAUUGCCGCCUGGCAAACAACGAGUUGACAGCCUCCUUAAAAUUUGUGAUGAUUGUGGACUCACUCCUCCGCCCAAGAUGACACGUGCAGUUGCCAAAACAGCCCAGGCAGGUGAGACUCGUGCCAGAAAAAAGAUUGUGGUUCAGAUUGACCCGAAUGAAUACCAGAUUGAACCUUCCUUUUUCCUUGCGCAGAAUGAUCAACCACUCAUGCAGCAAAAGGAAAUACGACACAAAUCAACUGGAGUGGUCAUGCUCUCGUAUGAAAGUGCAGCGCCCUGGAUUGCAGAAGGACAGCGCAUCACAGCCGAUGAAUUAGCAAUGAUUAUUCCAGGACAACAUGAGAUUCAGGGUAGUCUCAAGCAUGAGAUCAUGAACAUUCCAUGCAAAGAUUCAGCAAUGAGACCAGUCAUCCUCAAGGCUACUGUUGUCCAGCUUGGCGAAAAAUGUGUCAAAACCAUGACAUCGGAGAAGCCUGCGAUUGAUGAAAUGGACUGCACUACCAUUGCUAUCACAUUGUGGAAGGAAGAUUGGCAGACUGAGGAAUGGAGUCACAUUGUGGAUCACCCUUUUGCAUUUGUACGUCAGACACUUGCUUCUCAAGGACAUGAUGAAAUUCUUCAGGCGACAUGGGGCAGAUCACUGAGAAAUCAGAAACAACAGACCACUAGCCAACAUGCCACUUCCCUGCAGUUUCAUGCCACCAUACAGACGGAUAAGUUGCGGGCAUUAUUGACCACCAGUGGAUUCAACAAGAUUUGGAUCACUCCGAAAGAUCGAAUGGGGAGAUUGGACAGCACAUGGCGAGUGAUCUGGAUUGAAGGCUCUUUGCCUCACCUCAAUUCACUUGCGUCAAAAACAAAUGGAUGUGCAGGCUUGGUUAAGAACCGAACUUCCAUGGGACUUCGCUUUUCUGCAGUUGAUUUUGACCAGGCAUGGGGUGUUUUGUUUCCAGGCAAACCGACACCGAAGCCACAUGAUGUGAACAUGCUUUUCCAUGCUCAGAGUCUUCCGUAUGGCUGCAAUGCUGACAUGCUCAGAAAAUGGGGUGAACAGCUCAAUUGGGAUAUCCAUCCCAUCAAGGCUUUGGGACCAAAUGCAUGGCUGAUUGGUAGCAAGGUGCAUCCGCCGCCAGGCAUUUUGACCUUCAACAGCAAGCCGGUUUUAUUGAAACACUUGCCACCCAAAGAUGCUACGGCCCCAAGUCCCAUUGUAGCAGGACCGAAGCCUUGGAAAAGUGAUGCCAAGCGAUCCACCAAUGCCAAUGAACAAUUUGGAAUGCAAGGAGAUCCAUGGGCACCAGCAGCACAACAAAAAGGCCUGCCACCGGCCUUUGCCAAUACAGGCCCAUCCGAAACAAAGUUCAAAGAACAAGAUGCAAAGAUCGAUGAACAGAAUGUAAAGAUCCAAAAGAUGAAUGAUGCGCUGGAAAAAUUGACGGCUGACACCAAGCAGGAAUUUCUCAAUGUCCAGGAACGUGAGAAACAGAGCCAGCUUCAGAUGCACACUGCCAUUCAGGCAGUGAAAAGUGAUUUAGAAUCAGCCUUUCAAAAUGCAAUCCAGCAGCAGUCGGUGCAGUUGAAUGGAACAUUGGGAGAGCUGCGUGCCUUGCUUCAAGCGAAGCCCAAAAGGGCGCGUGCAAAUGCAGAUGGUGACAUGGAAGAUGAUUGA
Messenger RNA from Cladocopium goreaui, 4845 nucleotides. The record is from the annotation of a GenBank genome assembly. Lineage: Eukaryota; Dinophyceae; Suessiales; Symbiodiniaceae.